Messenger RNA from Ostrea edulis (European flat oyster), 1540 nucleotides. RefSeq names its product synaptogenesis protein syg-2-like. Gene Ontology annotation, molecular function: protein binding. The record is from RefSeq and is a predicted model, not a curated record. The coding region runs from base 118 to 1218 and encodes 366 amino acids. NCBI's taxonomy places the organism in Eukaryota, Metazoa, Mollusca, Bivalvia, Ostreida, Ostreidae. The transcript is spliced from 9 exons.
UCAGUUGUACCUCAAAUUAAGGAGGCUCUUGUGUAUGGUGGUCCGGUGGUCAACGAAUCCUCACCGUUCACUUUUUUCUGCUCUGUAAGCAGCUCCACUGCGACAAACAUUUCUAUCAUGAAUCUAAAUACCAGUGAGAUGGUCACCUCUGUCUUCAACAAAUCAUUGCUAAAUCAUACAGAAGAGUCGGCGAGGUGUUCUCACACAGCAUCUUACAUUUGUAUAGCUGAAAAUGCUGUUGGAAAAUCAGAAUCUUCUCCAAUACAAAUAUUCGUUAACUGUGAGCCUAGAUCACGGAAUGGACUAAGCUACUAUGACGUCAUAAUGGAUAUAAAUAGUACAUUGGAUAUAACAGCAGUAUUGGAAGCUUUUCCACGCCCAUCCUUUGCCUGGACUUUCCGUCAUACAAGCACUGGACCCCAAAUCCCUGUAUCAGCUGAUUUCAAAAUGACAGUAACCAACUUAAACGCUAGCACAUUUUUGGUUAGAUUGCAGAGGGAUUUCAUCUCGAGAGAGUUGCUUGGUUAUUAUACAGUCAAAGCAAAGAAUGAAAUGGGAUUUUUCACAACAGUCUUCUAUGUAAAUCAACAAGGUGAACCACAGGCACCAGUGAAUAUAUCCAUAAUCUGUAUGACGCCAGGAUCUGCUUUUGUGAGUUGGAUCCCUGGAUUUGAUGGAGGAAGUGCACAAACAUUUGUUGUAUCAUACGAACAGCAAACCGGGAAACUGUUCAAUACCUCAACGGUCUCAGAAUUCAGUGUAUUCCUUCCAAAUUUGUUAAACAGCGAAACGUACUUGUUUCGAGUUGUUGCUAUGAAUAAACAUGGGGAAUCUUUUUCGGCUGACCAUAAUUGUUACGUGAAAGGUCAACCUGAAGAAAAUUCAGACAGUGGCACGUCGGUCCCUAUCCUAGGGUCGUUGUUUGGAAUUUUCUUCUGUCUAUGUGCAGGACUCCUGACCUAUAUAUUUGUCGACAAAAUUCGCAACAUAUGCAGUGAAACCUGUUCUUGGAAAACUGACCAGAAUGAAGAUUACGUCAUGCAUGACGUUACGAGAGCGGAUGAGCACCACUAUCAGGGCAUCGCCACUGAACAGGAAUCCCACAGGCAGAAAGAGCAAAGCUCACAGUAUUCCGAUGCGGAUAAUAGCGGGAAUAGGGAUGUUUACGACAAAGUUGAAGACAUCAAAACAGGGGAAUAUUCCAAUGUGCUUGGCUGAGUAGCCGAUCCUGUUGUGAACAAUUAUCAACGCCCGAACCUUUUCCUCAUGUUAAUGAAAGGGUUGUUUUUACGAGAAAUGAGAGAGAGAGAGAGAGAGAGAGAGAGAGAGAGAGAGAAAUCUCUCAUAAUGAUCUCCAUACAAGAUCUACAUAACAACUGAAGAAAUAAAAUCAUUCGUCUCAUAAGUGUUGAAAGACAAUCAAAUGAACUAUUUUUUAUCUCGUGAAUUUUCCCAGAUAUGACACGAUGUGAAGCAUGCUGCUAUAUGUAGUUUGUCAGUUUUGAUGCAAAUUACAGAGGAGUAAAGUAUGAAAUAUAAA